Molecule: messenger RNA, 396 nt
Organism: Chaetomium globosum CBS 148.51
Lineage: Eukaryota; Fungi; Ascomycota; Sordariomycetes; Sordariales; Chaetomiaceae
Exons: 1
Coding region: 1-396 (131 amino acids)
Source: RefSeq, a predicted model, not a curated record
AUGACGACCAACGCAGCAAGCACAACGUGCCCUCCGUACACCCAGGUGCCGGACAUCCAAAACCUCCCCAUCCCCCAGGAUAUCAACGUCAUGGUGACGCCCGGCAACGACACCUCGUACCGGCCAAUGGAGAUCUGCUGCGAGCCCAGCAGGGUCCAGAUCGUCGAUGGCUGCUACCUGUGGUGCGAGCUGCCGGAGCGCUACUUCAACGGGACCGACAAGGAGGGCGCCAGAACCUCGAGCUCGUCGUGUAUGAAUCUUAAUACGCGGGAGAGCGGCGACCGCAGGAUCAAGGGCUGGCAGAUAAACGGGGCUGGCGCGAGGCUGACCGUGGGCUCGGCGAAGCAGAUUGGGCUUUGGGUGCUGGCUUUGUCGGGGUUGGUGCAUGUUAUGUGA